AUGUCUAGCCUUGUGGAUGCAGUCCUACAGUCCGAGCUGGGCGGCACGGGGUCCAGUGCUCGUGAUAACAUUCGUUCCGACAACCUUCCCAGCUCGCGACGCUCCGAGAGCAAUGGGCCCAUGAGUGACAUGAACGCCUUCCCUGAUGAUCGUGUGGUGGGAGCCAGUACCUCCGCAGUCAAUCGGCUCCGAAACCCAUAUGCCCCCGGCCCAGCCCCUGUCGUCGAUGAAGCAGGUGAACGGGUCCGCGCAGAGUUCGAAGAGCUUCUGGAAACAUUCAUAGAAGACCCCUCCUCGUCAGCGCCACCGUCGUCGGGUGAGGUUCUGAGUGACAAGUACUACAUUGCCCAGAUCAAGGGCUUGAAAAAAUUCGAGCUAUCAACGCUCUAUGUUGACUUCAACCACCUGGCCAAGUGGCACAAUCCCAUUCUGGCCGAUGCGAUUGCAGAGCAGUACUACCGAUUCUUACCAUUUCUCACCAAGGGCCUCCACAAUUUGGUCGCCAAAUACGAGCCUGAAUACUUCGUGUCUCAUCGACUUGCCUCUAGUGCCUCCUCACAACCCAGCACUUCGGUCGCGUCUGCCUACGCCAGCGUAAACGACAACCCAGACUUGGAGCGUCAGAUCCGCGAAAAGACUCGCCACCAACAGACCGAUAAGCUAUUUGCACUUGCGUUCUACAACCUGCCUCUUGUUUCGCGUUUGCGCCAGUUGCGAACGAAGCAGAUCGGUCGGUUGCUCUCUGUGUCCGGAACUGUCACACGGACAUCAGAGAUCCGACCAGAAUUGUCCCUUGGAACAUUCAUCUGUGAGGGCUGUCGAACAGUGGUGCCCAAUGUGGAGCAGACUUUCAAGUACACCGAACCCACAGAAUGCCCCAACGCGGUCUGCGGUAAUCGUUUCGGCUGGCGAUUGGAUAUUGGCAAGAGCACGUUUGUCGACUGGCAGAAAGUGAAGCUGCAGGAAUCGUCCCACGAAAUUCCUACUGGUAGUAUGCCUCGCACGAUGGACAUCAUUCUUCGUGGCGAAAUGGUGGAUCGUGCAAAGGCAGGUGAGCGCUGCAUCUUUACCGGUACCCUUAUUGUGGUUCCCGAUGUCAGUCAACUCGGCUUGCCUGGUGUCCGUCCCGAGGCUGUUCGAGACAAUAGCUCUUUCCGCGGCAGCGAGGUCGGCGGUGGUGGAGUGUCGGGACUGAAAGCCCUCGGUGUUCGUGAUUUGACUUAUCGUUUGGCUUUCCUCGCGUGCAUGGUCACCCCGGAUACCACGACACCCGGUCAGAAGCCCGAGCAGCAGCUCAGUGGACAGGCAAACAACAUCUUGGCAUCCCUGAAUCAAAGCUUGGAUCCGGAUAUGAAUGACGAGAAGGCUCAGGAAGCCUUCUUGAACAGCUUGACCGCGAGUGAGGUCGAGGAUCUGAAGAGGCUCGUUCACUCAGAGUACAUCUACGGCCGCCUGGUCGACUCGAUUGCUCCCAUGAUCUGGGGUCACCGUCAGGUCAAAAAGGGUCUUCUGUUGCAGUUAGUUGGAGGUGUCAGCAAGACUACGCAGCAGGAGAGCCUCCAGCUUCGUGGUGAUAUCAAUUUGUGUAUUGUUGGCGACCCAUCUACCAGUAAGAGUCAAUUCUUGAAAUAUAUUUGCUCCCUACACCCUCGGGCGGUCUACACCAGUGGUAAAGCGUCUUCCGCAGCUGGUUUGACCGCGUCUGUUGUGAAGGAUGCCGAGACUGGUGAAUUCACUAUCGAGGCUGGUGCAUUGAUGCUCGCCAACGGAGGCGGUAUUUGUGCCAUUGAUGAAUUUGACAAGAUGGACAUUGCAGAUCAGGUUGCCAUUCACGAAGCAAUGGAACAGCAGACCAUCUCUAUUGCCAAGGCUGGUAUUCACACAACCUUGAAUGCUCGCGCGUCUAUCCUCGCCGCAGCCAAUCCAAUUGGUGGCCGCUAUAAUCCCAAGGUGACGCUGCGUCAAAAUUUGAACUUCAGCGCACCCAUCAUGAGUCGUUUCGACGUGUUCUUCAUCAUCCGUGAUGAUCCCAAAGAGCAUGUGGACCGCAGACUCGCAGACCACAUCAUCAAUGUUCAUAUGAACCGCGAUGAGGCUGUCCAGCCAGAGCUCAGCACUGAACAGCUGCAGCGCUACAUUCAAUUUGCGCGAACUUUCAAGCCAACUUUCACCGAUGAGGCCAAGGCGCUUCUUGUUCAAAGGUACAAGGAACUGCGUGCCAACGACGCUCAGGGUGGUAUUGGUCGCAGCUCGUACCGCAUCACCGUCCGCCAACUUGAGUCGUUGAUCCGUCUCUCCGAGGCCGUGGCCAAGGUCAACUGCGUGGAGGAGGUCACUCCCAAGUUUGUCAACGAGGCCUACGACUUGCUCAAGCAGAGUAUUGUGACCGUGGAGAAGGAUGAUGUUGAGUUUGACGAGGACGCCCUGCCAACUGACCGAAACGCUGAUGAAGACGAAGAGAUGGCCGAUCGAGAUCGUGACGGUGAUAGCCCGAUGCGGGAUGAGGGCGAGACUGCGGCAGCGCCCGUUGAAAAGUCCGAGCGACCAAAGACCAAGAUCACUUACGAGAAAUACGCCAAGAUUCUCAAUUUCAUCGUCCAACGUAUUCGUGAGGAUGAAAUCCAACAGGGCGAAGGAGUCGAGCAAGAGGAUCUCAUUAUCUGGUAUCUCGAGCAGAUCGAAGCCGAGCUCGAUACCGAGGAGGAUCUCACUCGCGAACGUGAUCUUUGCUCCAAGGUCAUCAAGCGCAUGGUUCGCGAGGGCAUGCUUCUGCGUAUCACGUCCAGCCUGGAAGAGAAUCAAUCUACCCAACAAGAAGGGCAGGAUGACAAGAUUCUGUAUGUCUUGCAUCCGAACGUUGCAUUCGAAGAGUUGUGA
Molecule: messenger RNA, 2877 nt
Organism: Penicillium diatomitis
Lineage: Eukaryota; Fungi; Ascomycota; Eurotiomycetes; Eurotiales; Aspergillaceae
Product: MCM DNA helicase complex subunit MCM6
Exons: 3
Coding region: 1-2877 (958 amino acids)
Biological process (GO): mitotic DNA replication; DNA replication initiation; double-strand break repair via break-induced replication
Cellular component (GO): nucleus; MCM complex
Molecular function (GO): single-stranded DNA binding; ATP binding; single-stranded 3'-5' DNA helicase activity
Source: RefSeq, a predicted model, not a curated record